Messenger RNA from Paraglomus occultum, 648 nucleotides. The record is from the annotation of a GenBank genome assembly. Lineage: Eukaryota; Fungi; Glomeromycota; Glomeromycetes; Paraglomerales; Paraglomeraceae.
AUGGAAACCAAACUUGGUAAUAGUAACUGGAGCAACGAAUGGAGCGACCUUAACGACCUUGGUGAUUGGAGCGACCGUGGUGAAUGGAGCAAUCUUAACGAACUUGGUGAUUGGAGCGACCGUGGUGAAUGGAGCGACCUUAACGACCUUGGUGAAUGGAGCAACCCUAACGAAAUUGGUGAAUGGAGCAACCCUAACCCUAGUGGCGAUCCUUGUGACUCUGACGAGAUUGGUGAAUGGAGCGACCUUAACGACCUUGGUGAUUGGAGCGACCGUGGUGAAUGGAGCGACCUUAACGACCCUAACGAGAUUGGUGAAUGGAGCAACUUUGGCGACCCUUGUGACUCUGACGAGAUUGGUGAAUGGAGCGACCUUGGUGAUUGGAGCGAUCGUGGUGAAUGGAGCGACCUUAACGACCUUGGUGAUUGGAGCAAUCCUAACGAGAUUGGUGAAUGGAGCAACCUUGGCGACCCUUGUGACUCUGACGAGAUUGGUGAAUGGAGCGACCUUAACGACCUUGGUGAUUGGAGCAAUCGUAGUAAUUGGAGCAAUCCUAACGGCUUUUUUGAUUAUAGUAGUCGGUAUGAUAUUAGUUUUCCUAAACUUUUGGAAGUUGAAUCUCUGGACGUUUGUGACAACUUUGGUUAG